GAUUUAGAAUCGACGAAAAGCAGAAGCCAAAAGCCAAAGCAGGGAGCAGUGGCUCUAGAGAAGUGAAGGAAAGAUAGGAGAAGACCAUGGGAGACCUGUUUGGAUGGCUACUGGUCUUCACCUUUCUUAUAUCUCUUCUCGCCAUUCUCAGCUACCAGCUCAUGUGUUUGACGGGCCUUGAAGUGGACUAUAUUAACCCAUAUGAUUCAGCAGCUCAGAUAAACAUGCUAGUUUUUCCAGAGUUUGCUACUCACGGAAUCUUAUGCAUCAUAUAUCUUAUGACAGGACAUUGGUUUAUGUUUCUGUUGUCUCUCCCAUAUCUACACUACAAUAUGGGACUGUAUAGGAGGGGACAACACUUAGUGGAUGUAACUGAGAUCUACAGCCAGCUGAAUGGGGAAAAGAAGCAACGGCUUUUUAAGCUUGGCUAUCUCAUAAUCCUCUUAGUCUUAUGUAUAUUCUGGCUACUUUGGACUGUCGGAGAACAACAUGAUUAGUCAGACAUCAGGUCUCUGACAAAGUUUGCCGAAAGGCAACAACACUUGUGGACAAGCGCUGUGGAACAGCUCAAGAAAUUGGGUAAAAUUCAAUUUGAGUGGUAAAAAUCUGUUGUAUUAUUUAUAUGAAUAAGUUGAAUCCAGGUGGAUGGGUAAAUUCAUUCUAUGUAAUAAUAUUGGUGGAGAAGGCAGUGUCAGUGGCAGCAGCAGGGAUGAUGAUGUUGGGUAAAGAUUUGCAGUUGAAGGAACAGUGAGUCUGUGGAGUUGUAGGUGGCUUCAUAUCUCAUGGUAGUUGUGGAGGCAAUUGUGGAGGAAGAUUUUAGAUAAUUUCUUCUAGGAUCUAGUGUUGGAGGAUCUUUACUAUUCACAGGAGACAAUGAAAUAUAGUUUGUAAUGUUUAUAACGUUUGUGGGCCAUGAGAGUGUGAUUUGAACGCCUGAUUUUUGCAUAUAUGUAAUUGUAAAUAAACUCGUAAGUCUAGCCUGUAACUGUUGGUUUCCAUGGUGGAAUAUAAGAAUAUCAUAUCUUUUUUCCCUA
Molecule: messenger RNA, 1034 nt
Organism: Mangifera indica (mango)
Lineage: Eukaryota; Viridiplantae; Streptophyta; Magnoliopsida; Sapindales; Anacardiaceae
Product: protein cornichon homolog 4-like
Exons: 5
Coding region: 87-497 (136 amino acids)
Biological process (GO): vesicle-mediated transport
Source: RefSeq, a predicted model, not a curated record